Boleophthalmus pectinirostris (great blue-spotted mudskipper) is the source of this 5408-nucleotide messenger RNA. It is a transcript of the gene myom3, whose product is annotated as myomesin 3. The coding region runs from base 79 to 4326 and encodes 1415 amino acids. Gene Ontology annotation, molecular function: protein binding. The record is from RefSeq and is a predicted model, not a curated record. The transcript is spliced from 37 exons. NCBI's taxonomy places the organism in Eukaryota, Metazoa, Chordata, Actinopteri, Gobiiformes, Gobiidae.
AGAGGAUAAAGAAGAGUGGUUUUGGACUAGUGGAGUCUCACCUGCUUCUCUAACAAAAGUACCCGCUGGGACGUUACUAUGGAAACCACAAAGAUGACGCUGGAGGCAGAGACGUCGCAGAUGUCUCACAGCUUGAAAGUGUCCUCUCAAAAGAAGAAGAGGACCUUCACUUCCAGUGAGGAGGAGACCUUUCAGAACACCUUCCCCAUUAUCUCUGCAGAUGUGAUGUCUGUGAAAGAACUACUGGACAUCGGCAGCUCCUCCCGCCACACGGCAUGGGAAAUCAUGAAGGACAUGGCCCAUAAAGAGUACCGCAGAAUGAAGUGGACUUUAUUUGGGAACGAGGCUGAGAAGAUGGAGCGAGAUGUCUCAAAGACCCGCCUCAUUCUACGCAGUCGAGUGGACAAGAUAGCACUUCGAAAUAGGGGAGAAGAGAAGGUAGCAGCUCAGAGAAAUUACCUCGAAGCUCUGAGGAGGAGGGCCCCUGACUUCAUCAUCCCCCUGCGCUCUCACACGGUCUGGGAGGGCAUGAGAGUUGUGCUCACAUGUACUGUACAGGGCUAUCCUCCUCCUAAGAUCACAUGGUUUAAGGACGGGGUUCCACUCAGAUGCCCUCACCAUGCUUGGAAUUAUACUCCCGAACAGAAAUAUGGCGUGUGCACCCUGGAAAUCAGAAGGUGCUCCCCUGCUGACGCUGGCAAGUACAAAGUGAUAGCCAAGAGCGCACUGGGCCAAGCUACAACUUUCGCAACACUCGUGGUCAACUCCUUUCAAGGAGCUACCUCUGGUUCGGAGCGUUCACAGACCUUCGAACCAGAAGCCCAGUUUGCCUGUGCCCUCUGUCCAACCUGGGUGACUGAGGGAGAGAGACUCACUCUGCAGUGCACCUUCACCUGUCCACUCCUGCCCUUCCAACAGGACGUCACCUGGUUCAAAGAUGGGGUACAGUUGGAGCCAUCUAAAACGGUGAAUAUGAAGACUGACAGCAACUUGGCCACCUUGAUACUAGAGCCAAUGCACAAGGAGCACGAAGGGGUCUACACUGUUCAUCUCAGGACGAGGUCUGGAAUACAGGAACGCAGUACUUUUGUCUAUGUCAAAGAUGCAGCAGCCAUAGUGCAGGGGGGUCCGGGCUCUCCUCUGAAUGUCCAAGUAUCAGACAUCAACAAGGAUUAUGUGUUCCUCACCUGGGAACCACCCAGUGCUGAUGGAAGCUCAUUUGUGGAGGGCUACCAUGUGGAGAGAAAGGAGCUCAGUGAGGAGCAGUGGACCCGCUGUAACUCACAGAUCCAGAAAGCCUGCCACUUCCCUGUGUUUGGGCUAAAGCCUGGUGCCUACUACCAGUUUCGAGUGCGUGCUGUAAACAAGGCUGGAGCUGGCCGUCCUUCAAAACCUACAGACCCCAUCCUCACUGAAGACCCCCAGGAGGCCACCAGGAAAAUGGUGGUCAGUGUUGACAGAGGAAGGACACUCACAGUCACCAAAGAUGAGCUGGAAGGUGACGUGACAGUUCCUUUUCCUCCGACCGAUGUGCACGCUAGUGAGAGGACUGACUCGUACGUGGUGCUGAGCUGGAGCCCCCCAGAGCCCAGAGGCAGAGAGCCCCUCACCUACUACGUGGAGAGGUCGUUAGCAGGUGGAAACUGGGAGAGGGUCAGUCUGGACAUGGUGGUCAGCUCUCCUCGUUUCCCAGUGUUUGACCUGGUCAAGGGCAGGAGGUACUACUUCAGAGUGCGCUCUGUGAACAAGUAUGGAGUCAGUGACCCCUCUGACGCCAGUGGUCCUGUGUCCUUGGGAAAACCACAAGCCCUGCCCACUCCCCCACACUCACUAAUACCCUACAGAGACACAGACACCUCAGUGCUGCUGAAGUGGCAGGAGCCCGAGGACAAAGAGGGCAUCCUGGGCUACUAUCUAUACUACAGCGAGAAGGGUAAAGAGAACUGGAAAACCAUCAACAACAAACCUUGCACCAAGACCAGUUUCACUGUACAUGGGCUCAAGACGGGGAAAGAGUAUGUGUUCAGAGUCAAGUCCGUGAGCAGAGCUGGAAACAGCAUCUCCUCAGAGGAGUCUCCCCCCAUCACAGUCAAAGCAGCUCUCAGAGUGCCAUCUGCUCCAUCUGCCAUUGUUCUGCUGCUGUGCACUGACUCAGAGAUGGUGGUGGGCUGGAGGGCCCCUGCUCGUAGUGGAGGAGACCCUGUGCGAGGCUACUACCUGGACCAAAAGGAGGAGGGAGAGGAGGUGUGGAGAGAGGUCAAUGAGAAGGCUGUCCCAGAAAGGAAGCUCAAGGUGUCUAACUUGACCAGUGGAAACUAUUACCAAUUCCGUGUUUUUGCUGCCAACGUGGUGGGUGUGAGUAAGCCCUCGGAGCCCAGUGAGCCGUUCCUUUGUGAGAAAUGGACAAUGCCAGAACCAGGCCCUCCCUAUGACGUACAGAUUAAAGAGGUCAGAGACACCUCCCUGGUUGCUGUGUGGUCUCCUCCUCUGUACGAAGGACAAGGGCCUGUUACUGGAUAUUUACUGGAGGUUUGCCAGGGCGACCAAUCAGACGAAUGGACUGCUAUUAAUGACCAGCCCAUCACUGGUACACAUUACAAGGUGUCCGGUCUGGAGACAGGGCAAACUUAUUGCCUCAGAGUGACAGCAGUGAAUGAGGCUGGAGCUGGAUGUCCCUCUCUGCCCUCUGAGCCCGUCACUGUCACCACUCCACCAGGCUCCAAAGACAUCCAGAUCGGUGUGGAUGAUGACGGCUUCAUCUGUCUGACAUACGAGGCAGAGGAGAUUAAUGAGGAAACUCCAGGUCUCUGGAACAAAGAAUAUAGUGAGCCCAUAGAUGAGAGCAGAGCACAGGCACACAGCCAGAAGAACAGGGCCGUGCUCACCUUGACUGAUGCAUCGGAGGAGGAUCUGGGCCUGUACACUGUGGAGGUGACGGACAACCCCAGCAUGUCGUCCAGCUAUGAUUUCACUGCAGAAGACCUAGAACGACUGAAGGAGCUCAGCUGGCAAGUGAGAAAUCCAUUGAUCGGGCUGAAGACGGGCUGGCAGGUGGAGGUGUCAGAGGAGGGCAGGGUGCGCCUGUGGCUCCAAACAGAGAGUCUGAGCGACGCCGCAGAGCUCAGACUCAUAUUAAAUGACCAGGAAAUUCACAGCACCCCGCGUCGUACAAUCUCCCUGGACAAGCCCAAAGGUUUGGUGGAGAUUGUGUUUGAUCCUCUGUCCCCAGAAGACCAGGGCUCCUACACGGCUCAGCUGAGGGACGGCAAAGCCAAGAACCAGUUCACUUUAGUCUUUGUGGAUGAUUUGUUUCGUCAGACUAUGGCUUUGGCUGGUGCAAACCGACACAACUAUAAGAGGAAGUUUGGGCCCCAUUUCCAGGAAUAUCUGUCUUGGUCUGUGACAGAUGAAUGUGAAGUGGUUAUAAAGUGCAAGGUGGCAAACACGACUAAGGAGACAACCCUGAAAUGGUUUAAAGAGGGCAACGAGAUGAAGGGGGUGGCGUAUGACCCAACCUCUGGUCACAGCUCUUUCACAAUCUCACGGGUUACCCAAGAGGAGACGGGCACGUACAAGGCUGUGGUAUCUGAUAAGAGAGGAGAAGAUCAGAGUUUCUUAAAAUUAUCCGAUAAAGAGUAUGACAAGCUUCUGCAGCAGCUCAGUAAACAGUGUGCACUGUCAGCUGGGCCGCUAAGCAUCGAGUGCACGGAGGAAGGAUUCAGGCUUUUCUGCUCCCUCAAAUAUUACAUCAACUACCUGAAGACCAGCUGGUUUUUCAAGGAAAAGCCCAUGGACCAGACCAGGACCAGAACAGGCUACAGUCAGCAGAAGGUCUGGAUCGAUGUUCUCGACCCGACUGAGAAGGACCAGGGGAAAUACAGCUUAGAGAUGUUUGAUGGAAAAGACACACAUAAACGUCACCUGGACCUGUCAGGACAAGCCUUUGCCGAUGCCUUAAAGGAGUAUCAGAGAUUGAAACAAGCCGCCCUGGAUGCCAAAAGAAGGGCACAUGUGAUCAAAGGUCUGCCUGAUGUGGUGGCCAUUAUGGAGGGCAAGACUCUCUGCCUGACGUGCUAUGUUGAUGGAGACCCCUACCCAGACAUUUUCUGGCUCCGAAAUGACAAGCAGAUCGCCAGCGAAGGCCAGUUUUCCAUUACCAAGGAGCAUAAAUGUACAACCAUCACCAUCAAUAAUGUCACCAUGCAGGAUUCUGGGAAAUAUAGCAUAUUCGUGGAAAACAAAUAUGGCUCUGAGACGGUGGAUGUGACUGUGAGUGUGUAUAAACGCGGAGAUAAACCACCCGCCCAUGCUGUGAUGAUGGGUUAGGGACAUUAAGAAACAUUUUCAAAAAUAAAUCCUAAAUAUUGAAGGUGCAUUGCAUAACUUCUCUGGUGGAGGGUUUGUCAAAUGCUUUUUUCCAUGGAGAUGUGUUUGCUUUGUGUGGAAUGUUUCACAGUAUGGCAUUAAACCUUUCUAUCUUCAUGGAGACCAAACUAGAUCAAGUUACAUGUCAGAUCUAUGGAGGGGUGACCUUGCUUACUAGGUAUUUUUGAGAUAUAAAACCACAUGUAAUUGAAUAAAUGUAAGGUAGGGCUGUUUAAUAUCGUACUGUGGAACAUAGCGCUCCUUUAAAAUGCAUAUGGCCAUGUCCCUAAGUUCACUAACACAUAAUUGACAUAAUGAGAUUUAAGAUUUUACUUAAAAUGUUGCCUAGUUUUUUCUAUCUUUUUGUGAAGUUUAUAAUUUUACUUUGUGGCUGGACAUGGGCACCAGACAUGACAUGUGCAGAGGUAAUUACAUCAUUGUUACCUAAUAGCCAAAACUUGCACAACGGGUAUGAUUAAACCAAUAAAUAAAAAAUAAAUGACACAUCGUAAUUUGAAGGCUUAAACCAAAAAAAACACCCUCCCUAUAGUAUUUUGCUUUAAAAGUCAUUACUACUUUGUGGAUUUUUGUGCUUGUCUUUAUAACCUUUUUUUUCCCCACACAAACUAUCUUUAGACCGAAGUAAAACUAUAAUAAAUGUUACUAUCUAUGACUAUGGUACUAUUCCACCAAAUCAAGUAAAAAUGAGAAAAACAUGAAAACCUGUCAUGUGCAUUUCAAAGGUUAUGAUUUUAUUCAUGUUAAACUUUAAUUUAAUCAUCUUGAACUAUCUUCUGUCUGAGGUAUUUUAGUGGUAUUGGAUUAUUAAUGACAAUAUAAACAUAAUGCAUGUUUAGAUUAAUCUGUUGGAUAAUCAAUAAAUGAAUUGAAGAAAAUGUACAGUCUCUAUUUGUAUCUAACUUUGAAUUUCCUUUGGGCUCAGUAAAGCAUCUAUCUAUCUAAAUGUGUUUUAAGAGGUCUGAUGUGAACUGAGGCUGGUGCUCUUGUCCACCAACAGAAGCAAACAGUCCGUGGUGCCAUUG